This is a messenger RNA of Lytechinus pictus (painted urchin), 1878 nucleotides long. RefSeq lists its product as uncharacterized. The transcript is spliced from 7 exons. Lineage: Eukaryota; Metazoa; Echinodermata; Echinoidea; Temnopleuroida; Toxopneustidae. The record is from RefSeq and is a predicted model, not a curated record. Bases 470 to 1327 code for a protein of 285 amino acids.
GGGAUAUAUUUCCAAUACUUGUAGGGUGUCACAACCCAAAUACUUAAGAGAUGCAUUUUCAUAAUCUGGAAAAGACUUACUUCCAUUGUUUAGGGUGCUUUUCAAAACCCCAUGGUCGCGCCUGGUAUCCACUCAUCGACGGAAGUGUACCCCCCGGAAAAUCCCCCAUUUCUGCGGAAAGUAAAACAUACUGCCCAUUACAUUGUGUGCUAGAGGCAUAUUGUUUGUGUAUGGGGAGCGACAAAUGAAGAAAACCCCGCAAAUUUAGAUGUUUUUCAGACGGUUUAUGGCCUAUUGCAUGCUGUGUAUAUGUCAACGCAUGCGAAAAUGGUUCCGACUGGAGAGGUGAUCUGACUCAUGGAAUCAAUUGCCAGUGAUCCACCAAUAAUGUACAUUAAAUGCAAUAUCGAUUCGAUGGACUGUAAUGAUCUAUAUCUAAGCCUUAAUUCGAAACCAUGACGUAAUCAAGAUGGUGAACGGUGCAAAGGUGAAAGGUGUUGGCCAUCGAUCUCUUCUCACUCAUCUACAAAAACUUGGAAGAACAUGUACUAUGCUAAUCAGGCGUGAAGUGGAGAACAAGAAGCAUUUCUACUUGAUAUCUUUUAAAGUUGGAGUGAAGGGCGGUGAACCCAUUAUAGCUAAAAAGGCGAGACAAAAUGCUGGUCAACAUAUCCAGUUGGUCGAUGACUUCGAGUCGAUGUUGCCGGUUUGGGCCACAUGGUUCUCCAGAUCAAGUCCAGUACAGCAUCAGAGUUGCCAGCGUAUUAUAGUACAGGUGGAACCGAAAAAAGGAUCAGUUUUUAAUCUUGGAUACUUUGCGACUUUUGGUAGUAUUGAACCGGAAUUUACAAAAGAACCAUUUGUAUUGAACAUGCACAUAUAUGAACCAAUAUAUGACGAUGUAAAGGAACAGAUUGUUGCAUUUUCUGCCAUACCUAAACGAAGAGAACCCGACCUCGGUGGUACCGGCUGCCUCAAUAUGUGUCAAAGUGAAAAAAGUGAUGAUGACGACGACAACCACGUCCACGAGGAUGGAGCAUCCUGGGAUGGAGACGACACUGAGAAAGAAGUCUACCUGUCUGGCGAUAGCAAGGGUCCAUUGAAGCUAGUCCCCCGCGCAGAUUUCAUGACUGGUAAGGAUAGUAUUAUCCUUAACUCGGAGUUGUUUGGUCGCUUGUUGCACAUAAAUGGAUCGUUCUCGAUAUCUACUUUAAAUGAAAAGGAAAAGUUAUACGUGUAUUGCCCGAAUGCCAAGGCAUAUGCCAAGGCAUAUCUUCGAAAUAUGGGUUCUGAUUUCACCGAAGGCGACCCGGAAGGCCAGCUGUAAAAGCGCUGUCGUCACAUUAGUCAGGCUUAUACCAUACGAUAGACACAAUUUCGAUAAUACAAACACUAUUAUCCCCGAAAAUGAAAUCACAUUAAUAUGCAUGAAUGCCUAAUAAUACACUUAACAGCAUCUAAGUGGUGUAUUGAGACAUUUUAUUUCAUUAUUUCUAUAUUUCUUAUUAUAAUUUUAUUUAUUAUUAUCAUUAUUAUUAUUAUUAUUAUUAUUAUUUUUUUUUUUUUUGGGGGGGGGCAAACUUUAGACAAAAUGGUGUAUACAUGUAAAAAUAAUGUAAGAUAGAAUUGGAUAUGGAGGAGUAUAUGCGUUACAGACCGGCGUGCCGCGGAGACUACUCCACGUUCAUCAAAGUUAUCUACUACAUAAUGCAAGACUUCCCAUUCAUUAUAUAAGGUUGGAAACACAAUUGUUUCGGAAGAGACCCCAAGCCCGCCCCCCAUCUAUACGCCAGUGAUUCAUAUGGAAGAAUCUGGUUAUAAUUCAGAUUCAAAAUUCAAUGCUUGUUCUGUUUCGUUCGACAUGGUAAUAUAUAUAUA